GGUGGCCACUGACCACAAUGUUGAUAAUACCACAGCUAUCCUUAGAGAGUGGCUAAAGAACGUGCAGAACCUCUACCAUGAUGUGGAGUGGAGGCCAAUGGAAGAGCCCCAGUCUUACCCAGAAGAAAUAGGACCAAAACAUUGGCCAAGCUCCCGAUUCACUCAUGUGAUGAAACUUCGACAGGCUGCCCUGCGUGCUGCACGAGAAAAGUGGUCAGAUUAUAUUCUGUUUAUUGAUGCAGAUAAUUUACUGACCAACCCUCAAACCCUGAACCUGAUGAUAGCAGAAAACAAGACAUUGGUGGCACCAAUGCUUGAAUCUCGCUCCCUCUACUCUAACUUCUGGUGUGGCAUCACCCCACAG
Molecule: messenger RNA, 364 nt
Organism: Nestor notabilis (Kea)
Lineage: Eukaryota; Metazoa; Chordata; Aves; Psittaciformes; Psittacidae
Product: procollagen galactosyltransferase 2-like
Exons: 3
Molecular function (GO): procollagen galactosyltransferase activity
Source: RefSeq, a predicted model, not a curated record